Molecule: messenger RNA, 739 nt
Organism: Zingiber officinale
Lineage: Eukaryota; Viridiplantae; Streptophyta; Magnoliopsida; Zingiberales; Zingiberaceae
Product: heme oxygenase 1, chloroplastic-like
Exons: 1
Coding region: 5-463 (152 amino acids)
Biological process (GO): phytochromobilin biosynthetic process
Molecular function (GO): heme oxygenase (decyclizing) activity
Source: RefSeq, a predicted model, not a curated record
AAGUAUGGCCUCCUCCACGCUUCCUAUCUCCCAAUCCCAAGCUUUCUGUGCUCGAGCACGCCUCAUCCCUGCCUCCCUUUCUGGUCCGGUUCGUUUCACCCUCCCUCACCGUCACCGGAGAGACGCCUCCUACCGGAAGCCCCUGCGCACCAUGGUCGUCACGGAGACCACCGCAGAGAUGCCUAAGAAGCGGCAGGCCUCCCGGGACCGCUCGUUCGUUGACGAGAUGAGGGUCGUUGCUAUGAGGCUGCACACCAAGGAUCAGGCGAAGGAAGGCGAGAAGGAGUCUAAAUCGCCGCCCGUCGCUAAGUGGGAACCGUACAUCGAGGGCUACCUCCAUUUUCUAGUCGACAGCAAGAUCGUUUAUGAUACCCUCGAAACGAUCAUCCAGAAGGCUGCCUAUCCCUGGUGUAAGUUUUGGUUUCCAUCUUUGAUGAAGUCCUUAGUUGUCUCUACUUGUUAACCUUUUUACGUUUAAUCGAGGACAGAAAGCACAAACUCUGAUAAGCGAUUUAUUCAAUUGGGAAAUCAGACAAAUUUAGCUUUUGAGAUAUAAUAAUUGAACAUCAUCAGCUAAAGUUUUCAUUGACCAUUCAAAGCUGUUAUAUUUACUGCUGCGUAGAUUUUGCUUCAAGUAUACAAGUCAUCAUUUUUAUAAAUCCUUUGGCUCAACAAGAAAGGUUCAGCUACACUUCUACAUAGGAUAAAGUUUGUAUGUAUCAGUUGAAUUUUCUUUUAU